AGUAACAUGCAACUUCAAGCUUACAACAAUAUUUCUUUGUUGAAAAUUUAACAUUUUUUUGUUGUUCAAUAUUAUUUGUGUUUGAUUUUUUAUUAUUGCAUUUAUUUAAAUAAAUAAACAACAGUGAUUGUGUGUUUUUAUAAAUUACAUCAUUUUAGUCACAUUCAAGUUUAUAAUAGAGGUAUUUCAAUUUAAGUUUAAUAUGAAUGAAAAAGAUAAUGAAGCAAAUUCAGUGCUUGUAUCAUCAACGGAAGAAAAACCUUAUAAUAGUACAACAGAACCUAUUGAACGUCCAUUAUUACAAAUUAACUGGAAACAAGCUUGGCCACAGAUUGCAGCUUCAAGUAUAGCAUUAAGCACUGUAAUUCAAUCGGGCGUACAAAUGGCUUAUAGCGCUAUAUUAUUACCACAAUUAAAUGAAGAUGAUAAUAUUAAAAUUGAUAUAAACGCGGCAUCUUGGUUAGCCAGUUGCUUAUCACUAGCACUUCCUUUAGCAUCUUUUGCAACAGGUCCGCUUGUAGAUAAAUUUGGUAGAAAAAAUAUUUGUAUAUUUUCCUGCAUUCCAUUUUUAAUUAGUUAUUUAUCGUUUUAUUAUGCGCAAUCAUUACUGUUGAUUUUUAUUGGACGAAUAUUAUCAGGAUUUGCUGGAGGUUUCACGACUGCAGCAUUGAUAUACGCAAGUGAAGUUAGCACUACUGAAUUAAGACCAAUCAUUUUGUGCUUCAAUAGUAUAGCUGUUGCACUCGGAAUAUUGAUCACUUGUGUUCUAAGUUUAUGGUUUAAUUGGCGAAGUAUUGCAGCAAUUUGUGGUAUCAUAACAAUAAUUACAAUAUUAUUAUUAUUUAUGAUACCAGAAUCACCCCAAUGGUGUGCAGUAUUCAAAAAAGAUCAAAGAGCAAUAUUAAAAGUAUCCGAAUGGUUUUAUCCCGAUCCAAUUUUGUAUAAUAGAGAAACAAAAGCUCUACUGCGCAAGUUAAACGAUAUACAAGAAUCGUCUUCGCAAGCGAUUAGUUUUCGAACAAAGUUUAAGAAUUUAAUUGAAGAUUAUAAGGAUCCGAUUGUGUACAAACCAUUUAUUAUAUUGGCUACAAUUUUUUUGUUACAACAAUUAACAGGAUGUUAUGUAAUUAUCUUCUAUGCUGUUGACAUAUUUAACUCUAUUGGCGGUCAUCUAGGAGUAUAUGCAGAUGCCUAUGUCAGUCUGGUAUUACUUGGAUCAAUUAGAUUUAUAAUAGCAGUAAUAGUUGCUAUAGUUUCAAAGCGUAUUGGUCGACGCCAAUUACUGAUUGUAUCAAGUACUGGAAUGGGGCUAAGUACAUUAUGCAUAGUUAUAUCAAUGAUACUACACCCCGAUACACAAAAAGAACAAAAUGGAAACCCAUUUAUAUUAAUUUGUGUCCUGGCGUAUGUUAGUUUUAGUGCAUUUGGCUUAUUAGUCAUCCCAUGGAGUUUAAUUGGUGAAUUAUUACCUGUGAAAGUGCGAGGAAAAUUGGGUGGAUUAAUGAUUUCAAUUGCUUAUAUAUGUAUGUUCAUUGCAUUAAAGCUAUGGCCAAUAUAUUUUGAUCAAUUUGGAGCAUUGAUAAUGUUUACAUUUUUAACGGUAAUAUGUUUUACAAUGUCAACGUACGUCUACAUAAAAUUACCUGAAACAUUAGGAAAAAGUUUCGAAGAAAUUGAAGGUUGUUUUAAAUAAUUUUGAAUGUAA
Chrysoperla carnea is the source of this 1705-nucleotide messenger RNA. RefSeq names its product facilitated trehalose transporter Tret1-like. Gene Ontology annotation, molecular function: transmembrane transporter activity. The transcript is spliced from 11 exons. Gene Ontology annotation, biological process: transmembrane transport. NCBI's taxonomy places the organism in Eukaryota, Metazoa, Arthropoda, Insecta, Neuroptera, Chrysopidae. Gene Ontology annotation, cellular component: membrane. The record is from RefSeq and is a predicted model, not a curated record. The coding region runs from base 203 to 1693 and encodes 496 amino acids.